Molecule: messenger RNA, 2238 nt
Organism: Adineta ricciae
Lineage: Eukaryota; Metazoa; Rotifera; Eurotatoria; Adinetida; Adinetidae
Source: the annotation of a GenBank genome assembly
AUGAGUCUUUUUAAUUUAACGGCGACUCCAUCUAGUAAUACAAGUCUGUUUGCACAAUCAACACCUGUGAAUCAAACGCGAACGGGUAGCGGAUUAUUCUUUGGUAAUACUACAGCAACACAACCGAGUACACUUCCAUUAACACCUUUCAGCGGUUCAACAACUCUGUUUGGUGCAUCAACGCCUGCCUCGACAACUUUGCAAGGUUCCUCGUCGGGAACAGGUUCGAUCCAUAAGUUCGAUCCUGUAAAUGGGAUCGAUAAAAUGAAUAGAAACAACAUUCAAGUUCAAAUUAAAACAAAGAUCUAUAAUUUAUGUGCGAUGCCAGUCUAUGAGAAAAAGUCAAUGGAGGAAAUUCGAUUAGAAGAUUAUGUUGAUAAUCGAAAAUUUCCAUCGUCGACCACGACAGCAACGGGUUUGUUUCAACCAGCAUCAUCCACAACAUCUCCAUUUGGUGUUUCAUCAACAACAACAAAUCCUGCAAUAUCAACACCAAGUCUGUUUGGUUCGACAGCGGCGACGACGACUGCACCAACACUAACCAGCACUUUAUUCGGAAAUAAACCAGCUGCAACGACAGCAUCAUCAUUGUCAUUUUCAUUUGGUUCGACACCAGCCACGACAACAGUAGCUAACACUACACCAUUUCCAUUCGGUUCGUCAACAACGACUACAGCAAAUCCACCUAGUAUAUUUGGUAGUAGUGUACCAAGUUCUGCACCAGCUACUACAGCAGCACCAUUUACAUUCGGUAGCAGUCAACCUCAACCAGCAGCAACUGCAACUGCACCAACAUUUUCUUUUGGUGGUACCACUGGUUCAUCAUUGUUUCCAGCUGCUAGUACAGCACCCUCAACUUCAUUCGGAUUUUCAGUCACAAAGCCAACCACUGCAUCAACGUUUUCAUUUACACCAGCAACAGCAACAUCGACAGCAUCGGCAACAACAGUGCCGUCAUUUGGUCUCUUUCCGACAGCAACAGCAGCUUCAACUACUGCUCCUACACUAUUUUCAGCAGCAACGCAACCAACAGCCAUGCCACCUAUUCUUACCACCCAAUCCUCUGUUGAUACAAAGACUCAUUUGCAAUUGUUUCAAACCAUGCUUAACAUACAACCAUUCAACAAUGAACUUGCCUUUCUGGCCAAAAACAUCAAACCAAAUAUUGGCCUGGAUCGAGCUCGUCUUCGCACUGCACCUGACUCGACAAAUGCUCAUCCAUUGAACAAUGUCUUCUCGCCUCUUGUGACUAAAACAUCUGUGCUUGCAUCCGGUACAUCGACACCUCCCACAGUUUUAGUAAAUCCAUUACCAACCCAUUCUCAUACAUUACCAUCUGUUCUCUUGCCAUCAUCCAAUGCAAGUGCAUCAAUCGCUUUGUUUGGCAAACGAAAGUUAGCUGACUCAUUUCUUGAUGAUGACGAUGACAAUUCUUUGAUGAUGGACGAUGGACCCUCGUCGACAUCAACAGCAAUUCAUAAACUAUCGAAAAACAAUGCUAUUAAACGGCCACGUGUUCUUGACAUGAACAAAAUUCGUUCAGUUGUUCUUGGUGGUUUGAGCAAUGGAACAACUAAUGAGACAAUUACCAAAGAAGAAAAUCUUUCAGACACAUAUGUAGUCAAACCAACAUCAGACAAUUUGUCGACAUGGAAAAAAUUUGCUACAUACGACGCGUAUCUAGCUUCAAAAAAACCAGCGGUUGACACCAUUCGUCAUGUAGAAGAAGAUCGACAAGUCAGUGUGAAGAAUGCGUUCGAACAAGAGCGAGCUUUUCGUUUACCAAGAUUGACACAUGAUGAUUAUUAUACGAAACCAAGUAUUGAUGAAUUACGGCAUUGUUUUAACGAACAAGGACAGUGUUUUGUGAAGGAAUUUACUGUCGGAAGAGAACAUUAUGGAUCGGUGACAUUUCAGGGUGCAAAAAUCAAUGUAGCAGGUCUUGAUCUUAACCAAUUAAUUGAAAUCGAUCGUCGACAAGUAACUGUUUAUCCUGAUGAUAGUCGCAAACCGGCAGAAGGUGAAGAGUUGAAUUGUCAAGCGCGCAUCUCUUUAUUAGGCGUUUACCCAAUCGAUCGUUCGAUAUCGAAUGGUGGUGAAGAAGUGACUGAUCCUGAUCGAUUGAUUGAGAUGAAUUAUGGAAACUAUUUACUUGAAAUGACAAAGAAAUUCCAAGGAAAGUUCAUCGAUUAUGAUGUUUAUACAGGAACAUGGACAUUUAAAGUUGAACAUUUCUGA